Melitaea cinxia (Glanville fritillary) is the source of this 3338-nucleotide messenger RNA. RefSeq names its product AP-3 complex subunit delta (gene garnet). The record is from RefSeq and is a predicted model, not a curated record. Bases 133 to 3129 code for a protein of 998 amino acids. Lineage: Eukaryota; Metazoa; Arthropoda; Insecta; Lepidoptera; Nymphalidae. Gene Ontology annotation, cellular component: endosome membrane; AP-3 adaptor complex; membrane coat. Gene Ontology annotation, biological process: protein targeting to vacuole; neurotransmitter receptor transport, postsynaptic endosome to lysosome; Golgi to vacuole transport. The transcript is spliced from 19 exons.
GGGCCAACAUUGCAUUUGAUAGAUUGUCAGUUUAUUUCUUUUUGACGUUGUUCGAUAAUUCUUAAUUUCUCUGUUAUCAUUUUAACAAUUUAAGGUCUAUGAAGUUAUGAGUAAGGAAAAAGGAAAUACAAAAUGGCUUUAAAAAAAGUUAAGGGUAACUUCGAAAGAAUGUUUGAUAAAAAUCUAACUGACUUAGUUCGUGGGAUCAGAAAUAACAAAGAUAAUGAGGCAAAAUAUAUAGCGCAAUGUAUGGAAGAAAUAAAAGUAGAGUUGCGACAAGACAACAUCGGAGUGAAAGCUAAUGCUGUCGCAAAACUAACAUAUCUCCAAAUGUUAGGAUAUGAUAUAUCAUGGGCAAUAUUUAAUAUAAUAGAAGUGAUGAGUUCAAACAAAUUUACUUAUAAACGUAUAGGUUACUUAGCUGCUAGUCAAUCAUUUCACGCUGAUUCGGAAUUGCUCAUGCUUACCACUAAUAUGAUAAGAAAAGAUCUAAAUGCUCAAAAUCAGUAUGAAGCUGGGCUAGCACUCAGCGGGCUAAGUUGUUUCAUAUCCCAUGACUUAGCGAGAGAUCUUGCCAAUGACAUCAUGACACUGAUGAGCUCAACAAAGCCUUACCUCAGAAUGAAAGCUGUACUAAUGAUGUACAAGGUUUUCUUAAGAUAUCCUGAAGCCUUAAGACCAGCAUUCCCUAAGCUAAAAGAAAAAUUAGAAGACCCUGAUCCUGGUGUACAGUCAGCAGCGGUCAAUGUCGUUUGUGAAUUAGCCAGGAAAAAUCCCAAGAACUAUUUGUCCUUAGCUCCUGUAUUCUUCAAAUUAAUGACUACAUCUACUAAUAAUUGGAUGUUAAUUAAAAUCAUAAAACUGUUUGGUGCCUUAACCCCAUUAGAGCCCCGACUUGGCAAGAAACUGAUAGAACCAUUAACUAAUUUAAUACAUAGCACAACGGCUAUGUCCCUGUUGUACGAGUGCAUCAACACAGUGAUAGCAGUGCUUAUCAGCAUCAGCAGCGGCAUGCCUGGUCCCGCAGCUUCUGUGCAGCUCUGUGUGCAGAAACUGAGGAUACUUAUCGAGGACAGCGAUCAGAACUUAAAAUACCUGGGCUUGCUGGCGAUGUCGAGAAUUCUCAAAUCUCAUCCGAAAUCUGUGCAAGCUCAUAAAGAUUUAGUGCUGGCGUGUUUGGACGACAAGGAUGAAUCCAUUAGACUCAGAGCGUUGGGUCUUCUAUAUGGAAUGGUAUCGAAGAAGAAUCUCAUGGAGAUAGUGAAGAAGCUGAUGGUGCACAUGGAGCGCGCGGAGGGCACGCUGUACCGCGACGAGCUGCUCACGCGCAUGAUCGAGAUCUGCGCGCAGAACAACUACCAGCACGUGGUCGACUUCGAGUGGUACGUCACCGUGCUCGCCGAGCUCACCGAGAUGGAGACCAGCGCCAAGCACGGCUGCAUGCUGGCGGCGCAGCUGACGGAGGUGGGCGCGCGCGUGGCGCAGACGCGGCCGUUCGCGGCGCGCGAGUGCGCGGCGCUGUGCGCGCGCGCCGCCGCCGCGCCGCCGCGCGCCGCCUCGCGCGAGGUGCUGUACGCCGCCGCCUUCGUGCUCAGCGAGUACUGCGCCGAGGAGGACGUGAUGCGCGAGUCGCUCCCGGCGCUGGCGCUGGCGGCGGGCGCGGACGCGGGCGGCGCGGCCAUGCGCGCGCGCGCCGUGUGCGUGCACGCCGCGCUCAAGCUGGCGGCGCGGCUGCUGCGCGCGGCCGAGCGCAGGCGCGACCGCCGCGCCGUCGUCGCCGUUUUGCACGAGAUCCUGGCAGGCAUGCGGCCCCUCCUCAGCAGCGAGGACAUGGAGGUGCAGGAGCGUGCGCACAACACCACGGCGCUCAUGUCCAUCGUACUGCAUCGUCUGGAACCCACCGACCCCGCUCUGCCGUCCGACCUGCCCGACCUGUCUGACUUGCCCGACCUAGCGCUAGUCGACCACCUGCAGAGUAACGGAUUGGAAGACAAUGAAAAUGACGAAAUCAACGGAGAGGAAUCUACCAAAAGUUUAAGUGGAGGUCUUAUUGAAGAGCUUGCUAAUCUCUUCGAAGGAGAACUGAAACCGGUAGCACCAAAAGCACAGAAAAAAGUACCAAUGCCUGCUGACUUGGACCUGGCCCGCUGGCUGAGCCGGCCGCGCAGCUCGUCGGCCAGCUCCAGCUCGUCGCGCUCGUCGGGCGAGGCGGGCGAGCCAGGCGCGGCGCUGUUCGCGGCGCCGCGCGACGAGCCGCGCGCCGCGCCGCUGUCCGCCGCCGAGCUGGACGCGGUCCGCGAGGCGCGCCGCCAGGAGCAAGCCAACAACCCGCACUACCUGAAGGACGACUCGCCGCGCUCCUACCAGCAGGACGACGUGCCCAUCGCGGAGAUUGCGUUGGAAGUGCCGCUGCAAGUGCACACUAAACGAUCUGAUAAGUACUUAAUUUCAAGAGAAAAUUCAAAGAAGUCCAAGAAAGAGAAACGGCCAACUAAGAAACGAAAGAAUAAGGUUGAGAGACAUUCGUCAGAGUCUGAUAGUGAUGGUAAAUGGCGCAGCGCGGGCGCGCGGCCGGCGGUGGCUGCGGGCGGCGAGCUGCCGGACGGCGCCGCGCCCUCCGACGACGAGCCGCCGCCGCGCGACGACCCGCACCGCGCGCUCGACCUCGACCUCGACCUACCGUUACGCGAAGAAGAGUUGUUAACAUCUAGAAUACAACAGUAUCCAUUACCGGAAACUGGUUUAUUGAAUCAGAAAAAGGAAUCGAAGAAAACUAAAUCGUCAGAAAAAAGACCAGAAAAAACUACUCAUAAGAAGAAAGUUAAAAAAUCUAAACACAAUAAGAAAGUAGAUUUAAUGUUACCUGAACUCGCGAAUGAUGUAAGAGAUAAUUUACUGAUAGAAACCGGAGAUAACAGUGACUCUAAGAACGACCUUGCAACCGCCGACGACGCCUUUAAUAAGAAACAACCGGAGACCAUUAAAACUGAAAAGCAAAAGAAGUCGAAAAAAGAUGCGAAAGACAAGGAUUCGAAGAUAAAGAAAUCCUCCAAAAAAGAUAAACACGAAACAAAGAUUGGAUAUGAAGAAGCUUUAGGUAUUUCCACACCCAGCAAAGAAGUUAUAUAGUGAAUGGCAUAAAAAAGUUUUAAACAUAUUUCAGGAUUCUUGUCACACACUCAGUGCAAUUCUUUAUUUGAAAAAUUUGUUAUAAUAUUAUAGUUAGUUUCAUAUAUAAAUAUAUUAUAGGCAAUGUUUUCAUUCAUCUUAAAAUGAAACGUGUCCAUUUAAAUAAACGUAUAUUUCUAUUGAUGUAGACUAAUAAAUAUAUAUAAUCA